AGCUGCUGCGUCGUUCUGUGUAUGCGCCGCGCCGAGCGCAUACGUAUUUCGUUGCGGGCGCGGACAACGCCUACAGCGGCAGGACCGGCUGCGUCGAGACGUUCAAGAGGUCCUCGGAGGAAAGCAACAGCCUUUGACGUUUGCGACUCUCGAUUGUUUUUCUCUCGGUGGUAGCAGCCUGCCACCGGUGGCGCAGGUCGUCGGAUGCGCGCGAUUAUAAGCGAAUGUCAUCAGUGAGCUGUUGCGGUCUAUGAAGCGCACCGUGGAAUAUGUGGUGUCCUUGAUGACCCUUCGUGAGUAAGCGAUGUGGAAAGAUGCGACCGACGUAUGAAUAGUUGCUGGUUGGUGCGCGAACGUCGCCGUUCGGGUGGUUCGACUCCGUUGCCGUGUGAAGUGUGUAGCUGGGAACGACCUGAUAGGUGCGCGCCGUUGAAUGCAAGAUGGCUCUGCGUUGGAAGACGGCCAGAAGGACGUUGUCCAUGCCCGAGGGCGAGGAGAAAGGGCAUCUGGUGGUUCCUCGCAUCGUGACCACGGCCGACUGGGGCCCCAUGGACGAGUCCGUGGACGCGGCGGGGGACCUGCGGUUCUCGUCGGGCCCGCCGCUCAGCGCCGGCGUCUCGGCCACGCUGCCCUCGGAGCGACGCCGCUCCUUGUCCGGCGGCGCCCACCGCCUGCCCGCCCUGCAGCUGUCGUCGCGGGCGCGCAGGCAGUCCGGCGACGACGUGCUCGGCGGCGUGUCGCCGUCCCGCAAGGCGGUGCUGUUCGAUGCCUUCCGGCCGCGCUCCAAGUCCGACUCCAAGGGCUCUUCGUCCUCAGGGAGCCGCAAGCCCAACAACCUCAUGUCGGCGCUGCGGGGCCACAGCUGGUUCCCGGGCUCUCGCAGCGCGCUGACGCCGCCCAACGGCGCGGCCGGCGGCGGCGCCUCGGCACCCAUGUCCCCGCUGUCGCCGCUGAGCCCCGUGGACUCGGAGGCGCCCUUCCGGCGCCCGCGCUCGGGCUCCGAGAGUCGCACGGGUGCCGUCUCCAAGGUCAUGGACCUCUUCCGGAGCCGCUCGCAGUCGGUCAGCGUCGAGGGAAAGGCCAAGAAGUUCCCGGUCAGCAGCAGCCAGUACGGUUCCCUUCUGCGGCGUCACUCGGUGGAGCCCGAGCGUCGCCGUGGUUCUGUGCAGCAGCAGCGGUCUCUUGACUCGCUCGACCACCACACCGCCCUUAUACACAGGCACCACCAUGCCGCCACGGUCAGUAGCACUCUCUCCUCCCCUCUCUCUCCCCUUGGUACAAGGUUACAUAGUCUCCCUCUGUUACGUGUCUGCGGAAUGUACCUGAAGCGUCCGCCGGAGAAGUCACUUUCUUACCGAAGACGUUUCUUGGACGACCGCGCCAGCAUGGACGGCGAGGAGAGCGUGGCGCCCCGGCGUCGGGCUCUGUCUUUCCGGAGGCCCGCCGUCGUGGCGGCGCACGGCAGCAGCGUGAUUCCUCCGGCGCCGCUGAGUCCGCGGCUGCGCGCCGUGCGACACAAGGCGAUCGGACUGAUCCGGCGCACGCUGGGCAGCCUGUCCAACAGCUCGACGCCCGUGGGCAGCUGCGAGAGCCUGCCGGACGCCGUGUUCGCCUCCUCCAACAACAAUAACUACAAGGAGUCUCCGUUUCCGUGGGGUUCGCCUCCGAGCCGACCGGGCACGCCCACCCUGGCCGAGCUACUGUCGGCCGUCUCGUCGAUGCCCUCGUCGCCCACGCCGCACGUCGGCUUCCUGCCCCGGCAUAAGUCAGUCUUGAAUACAAGUUGGUUCAUCAGUUGUUCAUUCCUGCAGAACCUGGCAGCUGAAAAGACAUACAACAACCUCGACAUUACGAUCAAGAAGGCUCUAGAGCAUCGAGAUCAGUAUUUUGAAGGUGUGCUCAAGUGCACGUUGGAUGACACACUGAUGGCUGUUAUGGAGAGAAUUGUCAAGGCUGAGGUCCAUCGGUUGGUUGUAGUGGAUGAAGAGGAUCAUGUCGUUGGCAUCAUCUCGCUCUCGGACAUUCUCUCAUUCUUGGUUCUCAAGCCACUUGGCAUGGAGCGGCCAGAUAGAAGCCGAGCCUCUGAGGCUACUUCGCUACCCGUGCACGAAGAGAACGAGUCCGAGGAGUCUCACGACGACGAUGGUGGUGGGGCAGCCGACAAGAGCCAGGCUUCAGAAAACGAGAACACUUCAGAAGAGCAGCCACAGCCUGAGGAACCAUGAGGGCCAAACCAAGUGCUUGACAAGGAUGUACAUUGCCUCGUCUUUCCAAGGCAACAGCUGCAGCAGCGUUCAAUUUCUGCUGUCUUCCAUACGAAGGGGUUUGCCUGGAAGGACCUUCCUCUCCAGGAAGCAAAAGCCCUUGGCCUAGAGUGCGAGAGCCCAUUGCCAAGCGAAAAACCUCGUGGAAGACUUUUCCAGGCACCUUCAUCCAAUGAUAUGUCGCCACAAAAGAGGUGCUCUGCACGACGCUGUCUUUUUCCUCUGUCACUUUGUCAUGGCUGUUGUGCAAACGUGUGGCAGCUGCAACACGAACAGCACGUGAAUGAACUUUCUCAAAGAUAAGUGCAUCAGUGCACAAAGAAGAAUGUUUUUCUUUUCCACCUGACUGUGACUCGGAAGCCUGCCCCCAAUGGCAGAAGUAUCUGACAAUGGCUGGAAAGCGAGAAUUGUCGUCGGUGCACUCACAUGUAAAUGCGGAAACACAGAGAAAGAAUUUGGUGGAAGCCGGGAAAGGCAGUUACCUCGAGACAGAAUGAUCCUUUAGGUCAGAACACAGUUCAAAGGCUUUCUAGAUUGUUAGGCCCUGUGCACUCAUUACAGAUUUGUUGCUGGAAGGCAAGAUUCAUGUUGCAGAAUGGAUUCUGUUUGUCCACGGAUUUCGCAAGUGUGUAGCAGACGUUAUGCAUCUGCGGCACCUUUUUUUUAUUCGUGGGGUUGUGUACAUAGCAUGCACAAGAAUGUCUGCGUGGCUCUUGCCACGCCCAUCGUGUCCUGCUGUUUGAUUGUUAUUUUUUUUUUGAAGGGCUCCCAGCUCUAUUACUUGGAGCAACUGUGCCGUUUAAGAAAAAAAAAAAAAGUUUGAUGUUAGGUUUUGUCAAUGCCAUAUUGCUGUAAGAACGGACAGGAUGAAUUGGUACCUGCCAACAUGCUUUAUCUAGAGGUGCCCGCCAUGAAGCUGGUUUACAAACCAAGAAGCCAAAACCGAAAGGAGAGUUGCUGUAUGAAUCUCUCCUCCAAUUGUACAUAGUUAAAGACCAUACAUGUCAAGAGCUCUUUUUCUGAUCCAUAAAGAGGCUUGUCUUUCAUAAA
Molecule: messenger RNA, 3314 nt
Organism: Dermacentor silvarum
Lineage: Eukaryota; Metazoa; Arthropoda; Arachnida; Ixodida; Ixodidae
Exons: 10
Coding region: 441-2225 (594 amino acids)
Source: RefSeq, a predicted model, not a curated record